Syngnathus acus (greater pipefish) is the source of this 2810-nucleotide messenger RNA. Its product is annotated as homeobox protein Hox-C4-like. The transcript is spliced from 4 exons. Gene Ontology annotation, molecular function: DNA-binding transcription factor activity, RNA polymerase II-specific; RNA polymerase II cis-regulatory region sequence-specific DNA binding. Gene Ontology annotation, cellular component: nucleus. The record is from RefSeq and is a predicted model, not a curated record. Lineage: Eukaryota; Metazoa; Chordata; Actinopteri; Syngnathiformes; Syngnathidae. Bases 1251 to 2129 code for a protein of 292 amino acids. Gene Ontology annotation, biological process: embryonic skeletal system morphogenesis; regulation of transcription by RNA polymerase II; anterior/posterior pattern specification.
CGCUCAUGAUUGGACGCGCUGCGUCAUGUGAGGGGCCUCCAACUGGCUCGGUCCUGACUCUCAUUCCAGUCCACUUUCGUCUCUCCUUGUGCGCUUGUUUAUUUGCCCUCAACUACUUCUAAUGGCGUUCUUACACUUUGCUUUGUGUACAAUAUCGACUGCAGCGUGUCAGUCUUUGCCUCACACUGACGGACAAAUAUCCGCAUUGGAGCUGCGUCUUUUGCGGACGUUUCCUUUUUUUUUUUUUUUUUUCUUUCGUGUUGCAUAUUUGCUGCACUGGAAAGAGGGGGAAUGGCAAAGAUGGGUGCAAACAUUCCUGGUUGUUAAAGAGAGAAAUUUACAGCUGAGUAAUAAAAGUUUACGACUCACGGCUAGCCGUGAUUGGCUGCGGCGAGCCACGUGGCUCACGCUCUAUGAACAUGAACUUUAUGCUGUUGUCUAUUCCCCGCUCCUUCCUUUGAAUCGCCAGCAGAGCAGGCUGCAGUCGUGUAAAAGCUCCCUCGUUUCUCCACGCUCACGUGGGGACAUGCACAUAACAGGUUCGGCCGCUCGUUCACCUUCUCUUGGCCGCCUUCACGCCGCAGGCAGGCAUCUCGAGGACAGCCUGCAGCCCUUCUCCCUCCGGAACACGGAAGGAAAGCGAGCUGCACGAAUGGACUUUUUGCAUUGCUGCAUCCUCAUAGGCUGCGUGCGUGCGCGCGCGCGAGCCAGCCAACAAGCCAGCGAGCGAGCGUGGGCAACCUGCAAAAUGGAGCCCCCGCAGAGACGCCGUUCAGAUCGUUCCAUGCUCAAGUGGAAGGCCGCACAGGACGUGUGGCCCAUCCCGUCCCGUCCCGUCUUCUAUCUCGUGCUCCCUUCUCGCAGAUUGCUGCAUCGUGCUUACCGGUGCCUGCAUGGCGGUGAGAAAAAGCAAAGCGAGCUACUAGUUUAGUGGCCAAGAUCAAUGGCUUCGCUACCAAGACAGGCGGAGAGGAAGAGCAAGGGAGAGGGCUGAGCAAAAGGAGAAAUUAAGCGAGCGAGAGAGCGAGAGAGCGAGCGAGCGAGCGAGGAAGCUGGAAGCGAGCGCGCCAUGGCGACUGGAGGUAUGCUCAACAACCCUGGUUCCUCAUCCGGGCACCUGCAGCUCGGCUGCGAUUGGCCGUCAGGGUCACGUGGUAAAAGUAACUUUACAGGGCUGCUUGCAAGUAGGAGGGCUUUAUGGAGCAGAAAAACGACAAAGCUAGAAAAAUUAUUUUGCACUCCAGAAAUUAAUGAUCAUGAGCUCGUAUUUGAUGGAGUCCAACUACAUUGAUCCGAAGUUUCCUCCAUGCGAGGAAUAUUCGCAAAACAACUACAUUCCCGAGCACAGCCCUGAAUAUUACGGCCGCGCCAGGGACCCGGGCUACCAGCAGCCGCCGCCGCCGCCUCCUCCACCGCCGCCGCCGCCACCGCAGCAUCACCACCAGCACCACCAGCAGCAGCAGCAGGACUUGUACGCUGCGCCGCGGGCCAGCUACCAAGCGCGCCAGUACAACUGCGCAAGCAUCCCCGAGCCCGACACGCCGAGGGGACACGCGGGCAUUGGCCACUCGGCGCACCUGCUCGCGGGCAAGGGCCAGCCCGCUUCUUGCGAGACCCCCCAGUUGUCCAUGUCCCCCGCCACCCCGCCGGCCGCAGCCUCCGCCUGCAACCAAGCCCUGCCGGAGCAUCCCAACAGCGCCGCCUCGUCCAAGCAACCCGUUGUCUACCCGUGGAUGAAGAAGAUUCACGUCAGCACCGUCGCGGGCUACAACGGGACGGAGCCCAAGCGGUCUCGGACAGCAUACACCCGCCAGCAAGUCUUGGAACUGGAGAAGGAGUUCCACUAUAACCGCUAUUUGACUCGGAGGAGGCGCAUCGAGAUCGCCCACACGCUGGUCCUGUCCGAACGCCAGAUCAAAAUUUGGUUUCAGAACCGCAGGAUGAAAUGGAAAAAGGACCACCGGCUGCCCAACACCAAAGUGCGCUCGUCGUCUUCGUCGUCGUCGUCGUCGUCCGGCUCCAGCGCUGCGUCCGCGGCCGUGCUUCCUUCCUCGGCCACCGGCGCCGCAGCGGCCUCCGAUGAACUGAGCGCGGCGGCGCAGCACGGCGACGACAUGACCAGGUUAUAAAAAACGCACACGGACGACGCAGAUCAUGCAAGGAAAAAAAAAAACAGAAGAGAACUGCGUAUUUAUAGAUGAUGGUCUAUUUUGUUUUGUUUUUUUCGUAGCCAUCGUGUGCGGUUUCCUCCAAGUCCAGCGUUAUAUAAAAUGCAUGUUAUAUAGCAUGGAUUCCUGCGAAUACCGAUGCAGUCUUUUUUAUACGUGAUACAGGGUUUCGUUUAUUUGAACGCGUUUCAAAUGCUCUUUGAAUAUGUUUGGAAAGAAGGCCGAGCAAAAAAUGCAGAUGGCGAUACAUUGAAUACAAAUAUUAUUGUGGGCCAUUCUUUUGCCCUUUGCAGGUGAAAUGCACAAUCUAUUUAUUUCAGACAACACCGAAAAAAUAUCAAUAUAAUUAUUUUUGGUAUUAGGGGAGAAUUAAAAAAAAAAAAAAAAAGCUGAAACACACCAUUCAUCUUGAACUUGUAUGUUUAGGAUAAAACCAUGUGACAAUUACCUCGUGUAUUUCAGAAACAAUUAUUUAUUUAUUUAUUUAUUUAUUUAAUUAUUUAUUUAUUGUUUACAGUUUGGUUUCGUGGUGUUGGUGUUGUGUUUAGGACCUUCAAAAAAUGGAUUAUUGUGAAAUGCAAUAAACGGAUUUAGUGUACCUGUGCUAAUCAUAUUGAUCAAUAAAACAGUGAGUGUCUUCUA